Molecule: messenger RNA, 2747 nt
Organism: Synchiropus splendidus (mandarinfish)
Lineage: Eukaryota; Metazoa; Chordata; Actinopteri; Syngnathiformes; Callionymidae
Gene: adam9b
Exons: 22
Coding region: 75-2492 (805 amino acids)
Biological process (GO): proteolysis
Cellular component (GO): plasma membrane
Molecular function (GO): metalloendopeptidase activity
Source: RefSeq, a predicted model, not a curated record
GCGAGCUUUUUACCCACUAGAGUCACUCGGCGACCAACUCGAAAGAUUAAUGGAACACGACACGCUCUAAAAUCAUGAUCGGAAUAUUUUCAUUUUUAGCCAUUUCUUCGGUUUGUUUCGUUUCUGGGCUUGGAGACAAAGAUAACGUGCCUCCAUUGCAACUAUCCAAAUACUCCCUCAUCCAGCCUCAAGUGGUUCGCCGAUCGAUACGAAGCAUUCAAAGCAUACCUGAAGAAGAUUCGCUUUCAUAUGACAUCAACAUCAACGGCAGCAGACACAGACUCCAUCUAACAAUAAACAGAGACUUUCUACAUCCAAAAUUUCUUCAGCACUCUUACGGCGCUAAAGAUAAAGAUGAGUCUGUGUCUCCCAAACAGGUGCACUGCUAUUAUCAUGGAGAGGUGGAAGGAUAUGAGGACUCAAUGGUCGCCUUAAGCACAUGCUCUGGAUUAAGGGGCGUGAUCUUCUUCCGAAACGAAGGCUAUGGUAUUGAGCCAAUGCGCCAGUCCGACACCAACAUACACUUUCUGUACCGACUGGAGGACGUCCAGUCUGAAGCAGCCACCUGUGGUGUCGUCCAUGACUCAGCUGAAAGCCAUGAACCGUUCAACCAGGGCGAGUCGCUGACCUCGCUUCUGAGGAGGCGGCGGAAUUUACCUCAAACCAGUUUCGUGGAGUUGGUGUUAGUGGUGGACAAUCUCAGAUAUAAAUAUAAAAAAGAAAACGAAGUGGCAGUCCGUGAGGAGAUGGUGGAAAUGGCCAAUCUGCUGGACGGGUAUUACAAGAAAUUGAAUAUCCGCAUCAUGCUGGUGGGGUUGGAGAUAUUUAAGACGAGUAACCCCUUUAGCCUGGAGGGUUCUCCAGGAAAUAUUCUGGGUGCCUUUGUCAAGUGGCGGAAACAGACACUGCUGCCAAAGAUCCGCCAUGAUGUUGCUCAACUCAUUAUUGGCCGGCCCAACUCUUUCCAAGGCGUGUUGGGCAUGGCCUUUGUGGGCACUGUGUGCUCUGCAACCAGCUCAGGAGGUAUUAAUGUGUUUGGAAACGACAACCUUGUAUUCGCAUCCUCUAUUGUGGCUCAUGAGUUGGGCCAUAAUUUGGGUAUGAGUCAUGACAACACUCGCUGCAACUGUGAGGGAAAACCUUGCAUCAUGGCUUCAAGUACCAGCUCUGCCACCACCACUUUCAGCACCUGCAGUGGUCAGGACUUUGAGCGGCUCAUCCAGCGUGGAGGAGGAAUCUGCUUGAAAAAUCAGCCAGAAAUCACAGAUGUUGUUGGUGUUGCGCAAUGUGGCAACGGCAUGUUGGAAGAAGGAGAACAGUGCGAUUGCGGCACACCAAAGGAGUGCAAGAAUAAAUGCUGUAAUGCUGCUACAUGCAAACUCACUCCUGGAUCUGCCUGUGCUCACGGCAGCUGCUGCAACAACUGUCAGGUCCGAGUGGCUGGAACACAAUGCAGGGGUUCAGCAGACACAUGUGACCUCCCUGAGUACUGUAAUGGCACCAGCGCAUUCUGUCCGGACGACUACUACUUGAUGGAUGGUCUUCCUUGCCAAAACGAUGCUGCGUACUGCUACGAGGGUCGAUGUCAAACUUAUGAUUAUCAGUGCAGGCGUCUCUUUGUACCAGAUCCUGCAAAAAAAGCAGCAGAUAUCUGCUUUACUCAUGCUAAUACAAGGGGAAACCUGUUUGGAAAUUGUGGAAUUGACAGCAGCGGGCGAUUCAUCAAAUGCUCUGUGGCCAAUGCCAUGUGUGGAAAAGUGCAGUGCACAAAUGUGGAUGUCAACAAUCCGCCUCCAGAUGCUCACGUCAGUAUCCAGAUUGUGGAUGGGUCGACUUGCGUUAACGCAGACUUUAACCUGGGUCCCGACGUGCUUGACCCCGCCUACGUCAAUCCUGGUAGCCCAUGUGCCAAAGGAAAGACCUGCAUAGACUUCACUUGUGUGAAUGCCUCAGCUCUGCUGCCUAAUUUUAAAUGUGACGCCAAGACCACCUGCAAUGGCAGAGGGGUUUGCAAUGACCAAGGACACUGCCACUGUAAGGAUGGUUGGGCACCACCAUACUGCAAACAACCGGGGCGUGGCGGCAGCAUAGAGAGCGGACCUGCUCAGAUAGAUCAUUCUCUGAGGAAUGGCCUGCUCAUCUUCUUCUUCCUAGUGGUUCCCAUCUUGGUGCUUCUCAUUCUGGUGCUUCUGUUCAUCUUCAAGAGAGACUCUCUGGACCCGUGUCUAAAAAGAGACUUUGCCCAACGUGUAAUAUCCGGAAAUACAAAAAGACAGCCGGAUGUCAGCAAUGUUGAGAAAAGGUCCUCUGCUCCGCAACAUGUUCCUGGCAGAACCGACUAUCCACCAGCUACUGAUGCCCCGAUUUCUGAUUUCAGGUAUGGAGAACUGGAUUACAGGGGGACAGAACCAACGGGUGUCCCCGUGCGGCAACCAAUGCCCCGGCAAGGUCCUGGGGUGCCUCGACCGAUCCCGCCCAAGCAGUUGAACUGAUUUUAUGUUUUUUUUUCGCUCCGUGUAUAAAUUAAAUGUAUUAAUUUGUGAUCAGUUCUUUUAUGAAGAGACCAUUCUUUCAUUAACACAAUGUUGCUCACAUAUUUGGUCAAAUUUGAGAGUGAGCUCUGCUGUGAUAUUGUCGCAUUCCUUUGUACGCACACUCAGAUAUUGACCUGAACAAUUUAUAUCUAAUAUAAAGAUGAAAACAUUUGAAAUGAAUUUGUGAACAGUACUACUAUUAAAACAAUAUUU